UGAUAAACAAUAAAUUGAAAACGAGGCGUUGCGAUCAACAAUAUGGCGUGCGUGGACCAAAAUUCCAAUGCGGUUCUCCAAGGAAUUGCUCGACAUAUUAAUUGUUUGGGAGAAGAAAACAGAAAUACAAGAAAGAAAGCAUUAGAAGGCAUAAAGAAAGAAACGCUACUAAGAAAACCAGCUCUCGAGGCAUCAGAACUUCAAUUGGUGUUCAGUGAAGUAGCAAAACCUUUGUUAAAAGUUUUCUCAGAUCCUGUUGAAAAAUGUCGAGAAUUAUCCAUCGGUAUUUUUCGAGAGUUUACAAACAAGGUAGAAAAGGCCGAUGAGAGUUUACCGUAUGUUAUGCCAGUACUUGUUCAAAGACUAGGUCAACAAGAAAUCACAGAACCUUCAGAGGAAAUUCGGCUUAUGUUGUCAGAAUUUCUUACCCAGAUUGUGGAAUUUUCUGGAAAGAAAUUGUCAGUAUAUUUAGAUGACAUAAUAAGGAUUUUACAAAGGACAAUUAUUGACCCAUUCCCAGAUGUAAAGAAGGAGAGCUGUAGAUGUACUUCAAAAGUUGCAAAAACUAUUCCUGAAUAUUUCCAUAUGCAGUCAGAAUCUCUUAUUAAACCAUUGGUAAUGACAAUCACACACCAGCAUGCAAAAGUCAGAACUUUAGUAGUUGAAACAAUAGGUGAUGUUCUUCAGUAUGGCAAUGGUAAAUCAAUGGACAAUGUGGUGUCGCAUUUGGCCCAGCGAUUAUUUGAUGAUUCCCCGGCAGUCAGAAAGGCUGUGGUUAAAGUUGUCGGAGGGUGGCUGUUGGACUUGCCCGAUCGCUACUCCUUCCACCAUAAGUUAAUACCCCUCCUGUUAACCGGGCUAGCAGACACUCAGCCAGAGAUUGUAGAGCUAGCAGAUUCAUUGUGGUAUGAUGCAGGUCUAAAGUAUGAACAAGAAAAUGAAGGAGAGCUGAAGGAUCAGUUAGAUUUUUCCAAAGAGAAACCAGCACAUUAUCCACCUAAUGUGGAGAGACCAAACUUGGGCUGCCGAGUUUUGAUCAUGCGACACCUGUCUAAGAUUCUGCCAGCCCUGAUGAAGGACGUUACUGAUUGGGUCGUCGCCACCAGACUGAAGUCGGCAGCUCUCCUCUACUGGCUUCUCCUGAAUGCAGAGGAUUAUGUCACACAACACAUGGCCGUGUUAACCUCUGGGAUGUACAGAGCCUGCGCAGAUGAAGAGCGCCAAGUUGUCAAAGACGUACAGAAGGCAGCUGAGUUAGUGGGAUACUUUGUUUCUCCAGAAGUCUGGUGUAAGAUGAUACUCGCUAAUGUGAAAUCCAUGCAAUCAUUCAAUCCUCUGAUGAUCCUGGCUGCUGUCAUCAGGGGAUCAGAGCGGUCCACACUAAAUCCUUACCUUCCCAAGAUCAUCACGGCACUGAACGACUCAGACAUAUGUUACACAACACAGGUACAGAUGCACUCCCAGCUGUUAAACUGUACGUCGGCGAUUCUCCAGGUGUGUCAGGAGGACUGUGGGUUGGUCAGUCAGCAGCUCUUUAACCUCCUCAUCACUGUUCUGUCCCAGAAUCAGGACUCGAGAGAUCAGGUAAAUGACCUUCUAGACAAGUUAUAUAAGGUCCAAGUCAUGGAAUCCCGACAGGAACUGUUCAGUAGACACACUAAGCCUCUGAUAGAGGAGCUGAAGGCUACAGUAACUAUGUGGUCAGUUCACUCCACUGAGAGACUGGUGUUUGAUACCCUGCUUAUUGAAUGCGGACCAGUUGUUGGCGAUCUUCUUGAUGACGUGGUGCCAAUUUUUGUGACCAACCUUGACCCAGAUAAGGACCCUGAGCUGCGACUGAAGUUCUUCUCCUUGCUGUCCAGACUGGUGAUGAACUCCGGUUCUACGCUGGACUCCUGUCAUAAGUUUGGGGAGUUUGCCGUGACAGUCGUGAGGGACAUUAUCGUCCCUAACUGUCUGUGGAAGGCAGGACGCGUGGCGGGGGCCAUCAGAACUACCGCCGUAUCCUGUAUGUGGGCACUGCUACAGAGUGGUGUCCUCAGCAAGGAAAUGCUGUCCUCUGUUGUUGAAGAUCUCUUAACUCAGAUGAUUACAACAUUGGACGAUGACAACAAAAGUACAAGACUCAUUUGUUGUCGAGUUAUGACCAGAUUAUUUGAUCUGAUGGGUGCAGAAUUAGGUCAAGAUCGCCUGCACAAUAUGUAUCCAGAUCUUCUCAAACGUUUAGAUGACAGCAGUGAUGAAGUCAGAGUCACUGUCUCUAAGACGUUUUUGGCCUAUUUUGACUGCUUUGAAAAUGGAUAUGAUGUCACAUUGUAUAGAGCUCAUUUAGAGGCAAUUUACAAAGGACUCCUGGUGCAUCUAGAUGACCCAGAGCAAAAAAUACAAGAAGCAAUAUUAGAGGUACUGAAGAAAUCGGGGUCAAUCUGCCCUACAAUGUUACUACAAGAGGUUGAGGAAGUGAAACAUAAACAUCGAACAUCUGUAUACUGCAAUAAACUAAUGGAGUACCUCAAAGGACUGCUAUAACUGAGACUGCCCAGAAGCAUCACUGCCAAUGUGUUCUUUUGAGUCUAAUUUAUC
Molecule: messenger RNA, 2583 nt
Organism: Saccostrea cuccullata (small rock oyster)
Lineage: Eukaryota; Metazoa; Mollusca; Bivalvia; Ostreida; Ostreidae
Product: dynein axonemal assembly factor 5-like
Exons: 10
Coding region: 43-2529 (828 amino acids)
Biological process (GO): cilium movement; outer dynein arm assembly; inner dynein arm assembly
Cellular component (GO): cytoplasm
Molecular function (GO): dynein intermediate chain binding
Source: RefSeq, a predicted model, not a curated record